AUGACUCUUGUACAAAGUCCCGUUCUCCCUUCUCUUUCGCAUACUGGGCCUACCACGGAAUCGAUCAAGGCUUCGGACUUCAAAGGCCCGACUACCGUGACGGUGCAGAGUGAUGUCGAUUCAUUAUCAGAGAAGCUCGAGAAUGUUGAGUUCAAACUGGAAGAACAUCCAGUCGACGUUGUGCGACCCAUCAAAGUCGGUGUGAUAGGAGCGGGUCUUUCAGGAAUCACUGCAGGCGUGCUGCUCCCAGCAAAGCUGCCGGGAUUGGAUCUUCGCAUCUAUGAUAAGAAUGCCGAUGUGGGAGGCACAUGGUUCGAGAACACAUACCCCGGCGUUCGCUGUGAUAUCCCUGCACAUGUAUACCAGUCCAGCAUUUCGCCGAAUACACAAUGGACAGAAGAAUUCGCACAGGGCGCUGAGAUCAGAGACUACUGGCAGGGUGUUGCGCGGAAGCACAAUGUCUACCAGUAUAUUCGCCCCGGUCAAAAAGUGCAGAGAGCCGAAUGGCUGCCCGAGAAAGGAAAAUGGAAGGUUACUGUUGGGCAUGUCGAUGGCUCUAAGGUCUAUGAAGAAGAGCUGGACGUGCUGGUCAACGCCAUCGGCCACUUUAAUGCCUGGAAGCUGCCCGACUAUGAGGGAAUCGACAAUUACAAGGGGAAGCUGUUUCACUCCUCCAACUGGGACCGGACUAUCGAUCUGAAGGGUAAGCGAGUUGCUCUCAUUGGUAAUGGCGCCUCUGGCUUGCAGGUCCUACCCUCAAUCCAACCAUUGGCCAGCCACGUUGAUCACUACGCUCGAAACCCGACAUGGAUUGCAGAUUCAUUUGGCAGCGGAAACGUAGGUGUCCGUCGACUGGAGCCAAACCUGUUCUCUGAGACACAACUGGAGGAUUGGAAAGAUCCUAAAAAAUAUCUGGAAUAUCGCAGGGAAGCCGAAAAGCAAUACUUCCAGCGCUUCGGAGCAAUCUUCAAAGAUACACCGGAGAACCACGCCCUGCGCGAGAAAUGGACAAGCAUGAUGCUGAAGCGUGUUGCCGAAAAGCCAGAGUUAGCAGAUAAAAUCGUCCCAGACUUCCCUCCCAACUGCCGUCGCCCAACUCCAGGACCAGGUUAUCUCGAGGCUUUGGCCAAAGACAACGUCGACUACAUCCAAACCCGUAUCAAGCGAUUCACCGAGAAGGGUAUCGUCACCGAAGACGGCGUCGAGCGUGAAGUCGACAUCGUAAUCUGCGCAACAGGCGCAAACGAGGCCUGGAAAACGGACGGCACUUUCGGAUUCCCCUACUCAUAUCUGGGCUUCGCAACACCCGGCUUCCCCAACCUUCUCUGGCUCGGCGGGCCCUACGCCUCCGGCCACAGCGGCACCGUCCCAAACAACAUCGAGAACCAGGUCACGUAUAUCGCCAAGGUGCUGCGCAAGAUUCGCUCGCAGGGAAUCAAGUCCAUUGCUCCGGCUAAGCAGGCGACGGAUGAUUUCGUCGCUUACUGCGACCAAUUCUAUCCGCGCACGGUCUGGUCGGAGAACUGCAGCUCGUGGUAUAACGGUGGUCAACCGGGCGCUCGUAUUCAUGGUCUCUUCCCUGGAAGUGCUUCGCAUGCCAAUUAUAUUCGCAGAGAUCCGCGGUGGGAGGAUUGGGAGUAUACUUACGUCAAUCCGAGUGGGAAUCGGUUUGCGUACUUUGGUAAUGGGUGGACUCAGAAGGAGUUGGAUCCUGAUGCCGAGCUGACGCCUCAUCUUGUCCUGCCUGAGAAGAUUGAUUUGAAGUCGCAUAUGGAGGGUUGGUGGGAUGUUUGA
Molecule: messenger RNA, 1794 nt
Organism: Penicillium bovifimosum
Lineage: Eukaryota; Fungi; Ascomycota; Eurotiomycetes; Eurotiales; Aspergillaceae
Product: flavin-containing monooxygenase
Exons: 5
Coding region: 1-1794 (597 amino acids)
Molecular function (GO): N,N-dimethylaniline monooxygenase activity; NADP binding; flavin adenine dinucleotide binding
Source: RefSeq, a predicted model, not a curated record